CUGUCAGCUCCUCUGGCACCGGCUUACACCAGUCUCGGAGAGAAGUAUGUCGUUUUCGUCUGUAUUUACAUGUGCGGAAUAUCUGAUGCAUCACGUGCCAGCGAAGAAUGCGAAGAACCACCAACUAUAAAUCGCGAUGGAUUGAACUUCGAAGAUAUAACGACCUUCUUCACAUUCAGUGGCCUUCCAAACUAUAUACCAAACCAUGCCGAGUCUUUCGACAGUGUUCCAGAACGCUACAUCGAUAAUUCCACCAGCCAUUAUUUCGGCCCCAGAACAUGCCACAAGCCAUUCGUAGCUGCAGAGGGACGUCUGUUGCGCCAUCGCCGUAGAGCAAACACGAUCAACAACAUAGCCGCAUGUAGUUGGGCAUAUAUAAAGAACACUGAUGAAAACAGAAUACCAAAAGUCCUUUUGGAGACCAAGUGUUUGUGUCCCGAUCCAGGACUUGAAAAUUCUGUUUGCGCAGAAGUGGUCCAUCAAGUUAAAGUUUUACGUAGGGUUGGUUGUGAAAAUGGUCAAUACGUGUAUGCGACCAUUAAUGAAAAUAUAAACGUCGCGUGUGUGGCAGUGAGACUCCCUACAGGUGAACUCACUGGAAGCGACCACGAAAGAAUGAUUGAGUAACGAGAAUGAUUCGUCCAGACUAAGAUCAGAUGUUAUCAGAUGGACCUGUACUUUAUUGGAAUAUGUUGGUGACUUUUACCGCUGUGUCGUCUUUCAGACUUUACAAGAAUAUUUAUAUAGCGUUUACUAGUCAUGUAUGGUAUAUCUGUAUGUUUAAAAAUGGAAAUGUAAUUAUCUUGAUAUGAUUGGAAUAAAGUGUGUUUUGAAUGGAGACGUGGUUCAUUUGUUGUUGUUUUAAAUAGAAAACUAUUAACAAUGGAAACAAACAUACAGCGCCAAUCUAAAGAAUAACAGCCUAAAACAUUAUCGGUUUCGCUUUGGGUAUUUCAUGUAUAAUAUGUUUGAGUUUAUACUUCAUUUAGGUUAUUGUUCAAAUUAGCAUUGUCAUUGCUUACUUAAAGGAAGUGAAUUGGCAAAACUACAAACACAUAAUGAUCCAAUAAGGAUUACAUAAUUAGGCACCAAACUACUAUAUAAACAACGUAUAGAUCUGAACAACGUGACUUAAAAUCAACUUACUGGUUUAUUAAUAUUAAAAUCUAAUCAUAGAGCAAAACAAUGUACAUUUUCCUGUGUGAUUUAAUCUUAGUUUUACUUUGGACAUAUGCAAGCAUAGUUUUAUCAUGUAGAGAACCUGAAGCAUUACCACGAGUAAAUGAGAUACCGUUUGCAUUUCAUGAUUCGUUUUGGCUGCUUCCAUCAUUAAAUGAUACAAUAUAUCAAUAUAGAACAACUAGUACUGCAAGAAGAACAAGAGCUCAAAACAUGUAUCUGUUCGGAAACAAACACUGCAAGUUUGAAGAAGAAACGGAUCUACUUGAUGGAAUUUUGACUAACCGAACUCGUAUAUUCGAAAUGUGCCCAUACCACUAUCAACUAAAUUACAAAAAGACUCGUAUUCCGCAGAUUUUA
This is a messenger RNA of Mya arenaria, 1539 nucleotides long. RefSeq lists its product as uncharacterized. Gene Ontology annotation, cellular component: extracellular region. The record is from RefSeq and is a predicted model, not a curated record. The coding region runs from base 70 to 627 and encodes 185 amino acids. Gene Ontology annotation, molecular function: cytokine activity. The transcript has 2 exons. NCBI's taxonomy places the organism in Eukaryota, Metazoa, Mollusca, Bivalvia, Myida, Myidae.